CUUUCCAGGAAGACUGGAGCCUCUCAUCCUGUGGGUCCUCCCCCCUGUUUCAGUGCUGUGACCUCACUGUUCAACUGGCACUGGUUCAAGAACGCUAAAACACGUGCACACAGCCGCAAACAGACACACAUACACGCUAUAUCAGGGCAGGGAGAGAUUCGCAAAUGACUUCAGCUGUCAGCUCUGGGCUGAGCUGAGAGAGGGGAAGACGGGGGCUUGGAAAUAAGUACUGCUGAAGAAAUCAAAAGAUAAAAAGACAUGCAGGAAAUAGCGGGAAAAUGGCGUGAAGAUCAAGAACACUAACGGUUCCACACAAUAACACAGGAAGAGUGGUGGCAAAGAGGAAAGCCGGUGCUUUUUUCACUCCUCUGUCUGGAUGGUGUUAGAUCUUUCUUUAAAGCUCUGCGUUUCAUCCUGCAUAUGUAAACCAGUGGGCUGUGCUUUGCACAAAAAAGGGUUACCACAGGAAUCGCACAAAAAGCCUAAUUUCAGGAAGAGAAGGAAAAAACAUGUGACACACACAGCUCAGAGACGACAAGCACGGCCGAAAGAGCUCGGGUCUAUCAACCUGCUUUUCUAGAGGAGGGAUGAAUGCUGAAAUCAGAAGAAACGUUCAGUGUCGAGGCUUCAAAGGGAGUCGAUUAUUCAUGCGACUGGGGCUUCUGCAUUUGUGACUUGCCAGAGAUGGGACCCAUGUGUGGUUUCAAGAGGGUAUGGGAACAUGUAGGGAAAAGCUAAAGAGUGCAACCAGUGGACAAACACCCGGGAAGUGCAAGAAAGUAUUUCAGAAUAGAAGGAGCUAUGAGUUUGCCGACUAACUGUGUCUUUCUCACUCCGGCUGACAGGGCUUUCAAAGUCCGAAAUGGGAAUAUCUACGGAUCCCCAUGCGCGGUAAACCGUCCAAUCGACAUCUUGCAGAAACGCAGGCGUUUUGAUGUUGAAAAUGGACCAUCAGUGGGACGAGCAGUUGACUCUCAGGUCAGUCCGAGCUCUGGCCUGGUCCUGCAGGGCACCUUCCCUCACAGUCAACGACGCGAGUCUUUCUUGUACCGCUCUGAUUCUGACUUUGACAUCUCACCAAAAGCCAUGUCCCGAAACUCCUCCACUGCUAGUGAGCUGGAAGAGGGCUUGAAACAGUGGGAAGUCAGUUGUCUGCCUCGACAUGAAGACAUGAUUGUAACACCAUUUGCACAGGUCCUGGCCAGUUUGCGAACAGUGCGGAGCAACUUUGCAGCAUUGACUCAUCUGCAGGAUCGGGGAAGUUGCAAACGGCCGUCGGGCAGUAAUCCUCCCUCUGUGUGCAAGCAGGGUGUGCCAGAUGAGACAUGCCAGAAGUUGGCAAUCGAGACCCUAGAAGAACUUGAUUGGUGUCUGGACCAAUUGGAGACCCUGCAGACACGUCACUCGGUCAGCGAAAUGGCCUCCAAUAAGUUUAAAAGAAUGCUGAACCGUGAACUUACCCAGCUGUCAGAGACAAGUCGCUCAGGAAACCAAGUGUCCGAGUUCAUAUCAAGCACAUUUUUAGAGAAACCACACGAUGUGGAAAUCUUGUCUCCGCCACCGAAGGAGAAGGAGAAAAAACGGCGUCCCAUGUCUCAGAUCAGCGGGGUGAAGAAGCUGGCACACAGCCCGAGCUUGGCCCCUAGCCGCAUCCCUCGCUUUGGGGUCAACACUGAGCACGAGAGCCUGCUGGCUAAGGAACUUGAGGACAUCAAUCGCUGGGGUCUUGAUAUCUUUAAGAUUGCGGAGCAUUCAGGGAAUCGGCCACUGACGGUGAUCAUGUACACAAUAUUUCAGGAAAGAGACCUACUGAAGUGCUUUAAGAUCCCAACAGACACAUUCAUCACCUUCAUGAUGACCCUAGAGGGCCACUACCACACUGAUGUUGCCUAUCACAACAACAUACAUGCUGCUGAUGUACUGCAAUCCACACACGUUCUCCUCUCCUCGCCUGCUUUAGAGGAUGUCUUCACUGACCUCGAAAUCAUGGCUGCUUUGUUUGCUAGUGCCAUACAUGAUGUUGAUCAUCCUGGACUGACAAACCAAUUCCUCAUCAACACAAACUCCGAGCUGGCUCUGAUGUACAACGACACGUCUGUUCUGGAGAACCACCACCUGGCCGUGGGCUUUAAACUCCUACAGGAAGAAAACUGCGACAUCUUCCAGAACCUGAGCAAGAAACAGAGGCUGUCACUGCGCACAAUGGUCAUCGACAUGGUAUUAGCCACAGACAUGUCCAAGCAUAUGAAUUUCCUGGCAGCCCUGAAGACCAUGGUUGAGACAAAGAAAGUGACCAGUCUGGGAGUAUUGUUGCUGGACAACUACUCGGACAGAAUACAGGUUCUCCAAAACAUGGUCCACUGUUCUGACCUCAGCAACCCUACAAAGCCUCUGGAGAUCUACAGGCAGUGGACAGACCGCAUUAUGGUGGAGUAUUUCACCCAGGGUGACCGAGAGCGAGACAAAGGCAUGGAGAUCAGCCCCAUGUGUGACAAACACACUGCUUCCGUGGAGAAAUCUCAGGUGGGCUUCAUUGACUACAUUGUGCACCCUCUCUGGGAGACAUGGGCUGACCUCGUCCACCCAGACGCCCAAGACAUUCUGGACACUUUGGAAGACAACCGCGAGUGGUACCAGAGCAUGAUCCGCCGCAGUCCCUCACCCCCACCUGAGGAACAGGACUCUCAAAGUGCCAUCGGUGCCUCCACCAGCGAAAAGAUCCAGUUCGAGCUGACGUUGGAGGAGGAGGGCGAGUCAGACUCCGAGAUUCCUCAGGAAGCAGAGCACACCGAGUCGGAGAUCUUGGCGACUCGGUGCCGCAGGACGUUUUCUCCUGACACAAUGGACAGAAAGCUGUAAGAGAAUGAGACUAAAGAGAAAAACUGUGCGUAGCUAGAGGCAUGGCACUAAUGACAAGUCUCAGCGAACCUUUACUCCUAAUUCUGUGAUGAACUUAAGUGUGGCUGUAGCAGGCUCCUAUCGAGCAAUGCGCGAUAUACAAGCUAAUGAGAUAACUCCUUGUUUCACCUAUUGGACACACAUUUCCUGUUUUUUUUUUCAUCCUGCCAGAUAAACCUUUUAGUCUUAGCUUCUUAAAAUGCAUUUGUGUCUAGCACACAGGUGGCUGUAAUGAUCACUCAGUGACCGAGGUGAGAUCUGAGGAUGGCUCAGCCUCUUCAGGGUCUAUUAACCGAGCAAGGAGAUCUUCUGAGAAAGAAAGUCUUCCUUCAUAUGAUGUAUAUGUUGUCUAUAGAGGAAAUUCUAAUAUUUAUGGUAAGCUAACAGGAUCGAUGAACUGUU
Messenger RNA from Tachysurus fulvidraco (yellow catfish), 3300 nucleotides. RefSeq names its product phosphodiesterase 4C, cAMP-specific b (gene pde4cb). The record is from RefSeq and is a predicted model, not a curated record. Gene Ontology annotation, molecular function: 3',5'-cyclic-AMP phosphodiesterase activity. Gene Ontology annotation, cellular component: nucleus; perinuclear region of cytoplasm; cytosol. Bases 802 to 2859 code for a protein of 685 amino acids. NCBI's taxonomy places the organism in Eukaryota, Metazoa, Chordata, Actinopteri, Siluriformes, Bagridae. Gene Ontology annotation, biological process: signal transduction. The transcript is spliced from 16 exons.